AUGGUUUUAUCGAUGUACCUGAUGGUGAUCAGGACUUCAGCCAGGAGUAGCAGAGUCAGUAGCGAAGAAAAGGACUUCAAUCAAACAGUGAACGCUGUUAAAAGUACAACAGCAACGAUAAUAUCAUUUGAAUCAAUCACAAUUAUUGAUACAGAUUAUUGUGAAGAUAUGCCAACAGGCUACUAUGAAUAUCCAUAUGAUUGUGCUGCAUAUAUUUCCUGCAACGAUUCCCAAACAGAGCUAAGAUAUUGCGCUCCCGGUAAACUCUUCAAUGAAGAUCUGCAAAUUUGUGAUACACCCGAAGCAGUUAAUUGCAGCGAAUCCGAGUAUCCGGAUGAUUGCGUGGAUCAAGCAAACGGAGCUGUGCUGCCCUCGUUGGAGCACUGCGAUCAGUUUAUAGUGUGCAUCAAUCAUCAAGUUGUACUCCAUACGUGUCCCGAGCACUAUCUCUUCAAUCCAAAUUUACUCGUAUGUGACGAACCGGACGAGGCUUGGUGCUAUGCCGAACAAUCUACUGAAAUGACAACCACAACCAACACAGCUACCACAACCACCACAGCCACUACAACCAACACAGCUCCAAAAGUAACCAGCGAAGACAACAACCCGUGUCAGGAUCAAGAUCUGGGCGCAUCAUUUCCUUAUGCUGAGGAUUGCCAACAGUACAUUCUAUGCCUGGGAAACGAUCAGUCUGUCCAAGCCAAGUGCCCAUUCAAUUCUUGGUACGAUCCAGCGACUGGCAAUUGUGGUCCCGCCGUGCCACCAACUGCAUGCCAAGAAACAACAACUACAAGCACCACUCCAAAGACAACGCCAAGUCCAAGCGAUCUGUGUGCGGGCCAAGAGCUAGGUGUCUCAUAUCCAUUUGUCAGCAACUGUCAGCGAUAUAUUUUGUGUUUGGGAAAUGGCGAUUCUGUCAUAGCCAACUGCAUUUACAAUGCUUGGUAUGAUCCGGCGACGGGCGAUUGUGGACAAGAUGUGUCACCGACAGCAUGCCAGGAAUCCCUUCAAACUACAACCACAGAGUCAACGACACAGUCAACAACUCAGUCAUCAACUCAGUCAACAUCUCAGUCAACGACUCAGUCAACUACCAUUGAACCAACAACAACAGAAAAGCCUAUUAGUUCAGACAUCUGUGCUGGAAAGGUGCAAGGCGAGUAUGUGAAUUAUCCUGAUAACUGUAGUAAAUAUAUAGUGUGCGCAGAGCCUGUUCCCGUUGCAUUUUACUGCACAUACGGCUAUUACUUCAGCGAGGCGCUUCAGCAGUGUGUUGACUGGGAGCAAAGUGAUUGUGAGGCCACAUCCAGCACAGUGUUACCGCCUGGCGACCAGCCAACUCCAUCUCCCGGCACCUGCAAGAACGGCAAGGAUAUAACAUUUCCAUAUCCGGGUAAUUGUCAAUGGUAUUUCCGCUGUGUCAACGAUAACGUCUUCAUGUUGAGCGUUUGCAAUAGCGGCGAGUACUACGAUCCAUGGAGUGGUGAGUGUGGUGCCAACGUUCCGCCCAACGCAUGCCUUGAGGAUUACACAACAAGCACAUUAGAUUUGGACACGACCACUACAGAAAUGAUAACCCUGCCUACACCAACAACGACACCUCAACCGCAUCCUUGUGAGGGCGUAACGGAAGGCAAGCUUGUGCCCUAUCCCAACGACUGCACCAAGUUUAUUGAGUGCACCAGUGCGGGUCCUGUGGCAUACGAUUGUGUUGUUGGACAGGAGUUUAGUGCGAUUUUGGAACGUUGCAUGGCUCCAUGGGUUGCCAACUGUUCGUUUGCAACAACUAUAACUAUAGCUACCCCGACAACCACAACUCAAGUGGCUGCCACAACGGAAUCGAAUCAAUCCACCGAUGAUGAUUUCUGUGAAGGCAAAGCUGACGGAUCGCUUAUUCCUUAUCCGAACAACUGCACAAAAUACAUAGUGUGCCAAGAACCCAUUGCAGUUGCCUACGUCUGCCCUGGUAAUGAGCAGUUUAGUCCGACCCACUUGCUCUGCAUGGAUGCCCAGGCAGCUAAUUGUAUCUCUAAAAAAACUCAUUUAAUUUGA
Drosophila grimshawi is the source of this 2052-nucleotide messenger RNA. RefSeq names its product chitin-binding domain protein cbd-1. The record is from RefSeq and is a predicted model, not a curated record. Gene Ontology annotation, molecular function: chitin binding. Bases 1 to 2052 code for a protein of 683 amino acids. Gene Ontology annotation, cellular component: extracellular region. NCBI's taxonomy places the organism in Eukaryota, Metazoa, Arthropoda, Insecta, Diptera, Drosophilidae. The transcript has 2 exons.